UCCAGAUCCCUCUGCUGUUCUGAUGCCGUUUCUGUCUCAUGAUGACUGCUGCAGUACUUUUCCUUUUCUUCCGCACAUCAUUUCAACUUUUCCAACAAUGAGACUCAUGGGCGGACUGUGCCACCCCCGCGGCUCCAGACAUCGACCACAGUGGGGGAGAUAAACCAGGCAGGAAGUGGAGGACAUGGGUCUUCUUUAAAUCACCUGCUGUGUCAAUCAAGCCAUGGAUCCAUGCCAUUACAAAUCCCUCUGAUUUCACUGAGAGAGCUGACUCAGAACAAAGAUGACAGACAGGGGGGUCUUCACUACGCCCAAAGUAGCCUCCCGUCCACCGCCAUCCGCCGUUCUUCCCCCUGAGCCCAUCGACAUCAUCCGUAAUAAAGCCCGCUCCAAAAGGGUCCGACUCAAUGUGGGGGGCCUCACACAUGAAGUGCUAUGGAGAACAUUGGACCGACUGCCCAGAACUCGCCUCGGCCGCUUGAGAGACUGCAACACCCACGAAUCUCUGCUGGAAAUGUGCGAUGACUACAGCCUGAUGGAGAAUGAAUACUUCUUUGAUCGACAUCCUAUGGCCUUCUCCUCCAUCCUCAACUUCUACAGGACAGGGAAGCUGCACAUGAUGGAGGAGAUGUGCGCUCUGUCAUUUGGUCAGGAGCUGGACUACUGGGGCAUCGAUGAGAUCUACCUGGAGUCUUGCUGUCAGGCACGAUACCAUCAGAAGAAGGAGCAGAUGAAUGAGGAGCUGAGGCGGGAGGCAGAGACACUGAGAGAGAAGGAUGGAGAAGAGGAGGAGGAUCGCGGUUGCUGUCCCGACAGGAGACAGCAGUUGUGGGAUUUGCUGGAGAAACCCAGCUCAUCAGUGGCUGCCAAGAUAUUGGCCAUGAUCUCCAUUCUGUUCAUCAUCAUUUCCACCAUCUCGUUGUCCCUCAACACUCUGCCUGAGCUGCAGGUUGUGGAUGAGUUUGGUCAGUUUAAUGACAACCCCAGCCUUGCUCAUGUCGAAGCCGUUUGCAUCGCCUGGUUCACUAUGGAGUACGUGCUACGCCUCCUCUCUGCACCCAACAAAUGGAAUUUUAUCAAAGCACCACUAAAUAUCAUCGAUUUGUUGGCUAUUUUGCCUUACUAUGUUACGCUAUGCCUGACUGAAUCCAACAAAAACGUGAUGCAGUUCCAGAACGUGCGGCGUGUUGUCCAGAUCUUCAGAAUCAUGAGGAUUCUUAGAAUUUUGAAAUUAGCCAGGCAUUCUACUGGACUUCAGUCUCUCGGCUUCACUUUGAGAAGAAGCUACAACGAGUUGGGCCUUCUCAUUCUCUUCCUAGCGAUGGGCAUUAUGAUAUUUUCCAGUCUGGUAUUUUUUGCAGAGAAAGACGAGGAAUUCACAAAAUUUACCAGUAUUCCUGCUUCAUUUUGGUGGGCUACAAUCACAAUGACCACCGUCGGUUAUGGGGACAUUUACCCACAAACACUUUUGGGAAAGAUUGUCGGUGGCCUCUGCUGCAUAGCAGGGGUGCUGGUCAUUGCGCUUCCUAUCCCAAUCAUUGUCAAUAACUUCUCCGAGUUUUACCGUGAGCAAAAGCGGCAGGAGAAGGCCAUCAAGAGAAGAGAAGCGCUUGAAAGAGCGAAGAAGAGUGGAAGCAUCAUUUCUUUAAAUCUAAAAGAUGCUUUCGCCCGAAGCAUGGAGCUUACUGAUGUCUUGGUUGAAAAGCGAGAAGAUGGCAAAUGUCCUUUGGACAACAAUCUAUCCCCCAGCCGCUGGAGCUACCACAAGCAAUACUCCAAUACGGAACCCAGAAGUCCUGGUCAGUCCCAGCAUUCUCAUUAUCAGGAGGUAGCACAGCUGGGUUCGCCGGAUCGAUACAAGCCGACAACUAUCAGUGAAAACCCUGAACAUUUAAGACAAACAAAACCACUGGAUGAAACUUUGAACAAGACAUUGCCAGUGCAGGUCCAACCCGAGACACUACAGAGAAACAUGGACAUGCCCUUCACGCAGGACUCUGACGGCAGUGUUUCUAAGAAACUAUGCAAAGCUUCCGACAGUAUUUCAGGGGGGAAAGAAGAAGGCUGUUCCUUCCCUUCCAAUGUAGGAGGGGGGCUCAUGAGUCUGAGACACUUGCGUGCCCCCCCUCCCUUGGAUCUCAGUCAGAUCAGUACCCUGGAAGCUACCAAAACCCCUGAAAGCCACCAGGAGAUGACAAUUAUCAAAGAAGGUCUUUACGAGUUUGUAUCCAGUCCUCAAGGUGACAGUAACCCAGACAGAAGCUCGGACAACUUAAGGGACAAGUAUGAGUCUGUUUCAGGUUCAUUAAGGCAUUAUACCAGCCCUCAAAGUCUAAGAACCAUGAAGGUCAACCUCAUUGAAUCCCAGGAUGAUGUACUAAUGGCUGUGAUGACACCUGUCUCAGCCACAACCCGGUCUGGCUCAGCCAACUCUCCCCAGCCACUGUCUGAUGAGUUUGUUUCUAGGUCUCCCCUGUGUGCCAGCUCGACAGUACAGGAGGCUAAGUCUCCCCUGGCACAUCUUCAAUCGCAAUCCUCCGUACUGCAAUCUGUCAGUUUGAGUAAUUCUAGGGGGGGAGGUGAGGGCUCAGCAGUCAAGAGCUUAGAAGGUGAAGGGCGGCUGAUGGGCUUAAGCCACCAGGAGAAGAAUCACAUGGAAAUGUCUGCUCUUUGCUCCGGCAGCAGCACCCGCCCACUCACAGCCAAGGGCAGUAAGUUAAAUUGUGCUCAGGAUGUGUUAGGAGAAGAAGAAGAAGAAGAAGAAAGAGAACAGGAUGUGGUGGCAAAGAGUGGGGAGAAGCAGGAAAACCACCUCAAUUUAGACAGAAGUCCAACUUGUGAAACAAGUAUGUAAGUAAAGAAGUCAAAAAGAUGGCGGUUUGAUGGUGCUAUCCAGGCCACGCAGUUCAGUCUGCGACAAAAACAGUGCUACACGGAGGCUGUUCCUUUCAAGAGUGCCACUCCCUGUAGUUAAGAUGCACUAUUGUCCAUCUUUGCUUAAACAUGUUUUGAAUGAAGGGCUUCAGCGGCACAGAUGAUUUUUUUUUCUAAUAUAAGAGCUCAAUCUGAGCAGAACUGAAGCCUUUUGUGAAUGACAGCAUAUGAAAAAGUGUUUGCCCAGGAUUUUUGUAUGGACUUGAGUAAAAGUAUCACGUGUUGUACUUUGAAAGUACAGAGAGAUAUGCUUUUGCUCAUUUAAACUGUCUGUCCACCUUAUGUCAGCGUGGAAUAGAGGUCAAAUGGAGGAGGCAUCUGGCCAUGAUGUGUGUUAUGUAAGCAAGCAAUCGAGGGUUUGUACAGAGUGUGAACUAUUGGUCUCCAUGAGACUUUCCUAAACCAGAGUCACAGUGAAAAGCUGAAAUCUGAGUGUGGGCACAAUCAUUUGACUUAUCUGGGGCAAGAAGCACAGUCCAUCUAAGAUGUGGCAAAGGACAAGGCUGAAUAUAUCAAAACCUCGUGUUGAUAAACACUCAAGUAGAAACAGAACUGUGAACCAGUCUGCAUCCAAAUAGAAGAUUCAGUGCAGUUCCUCCACACACAUACUGGUGUGUGUGAGUGUGUGUGCAUGUGGGCAUGUUUUACCAUACUUGUGAGUACCAAGUCUUGACAAGCCACCUUCUUGUUGGGACAUUUUGCUUUGUGAGGACAUUUUGGCCUGUCCUCACAAGGUUUAGAGGGUUAAAAGGUCAGUAAAAGUAGUCCAUUAAGUUUGGUUCAGAGUCCUGGUCAAGGUUAGCCAUUUGUCAUGGAUGGUUAAGUUAAGGGUGAGAGGCUGGGGAAAGAAUUAUGGCAAUGAAAGGUCCUCGCAAAUAUAGCAAAACAAAUGUGCAUGUGCGUGUGCGUGUGUGUGUUCAUUUGUAAGUAUCUUUUGGUGCCUACUCAGCACCCAGUUUGUGUUAAAGAAUAUUUUCUCACAUCUUGAGAGACAGAGUCCAAACUGAGUCUAUCCUUCGGCAUUGACCCUUCACAGAGAAGGCAAAACAGAUAGUUUGAUGAGAAGAGUGUUAUUUGCAUUGAUGUCAAUCUCAGACUAAUGUAUAAAUAUAAAUAUAAAUAUCGGUGCCUUUUCAUAAAUAAUGUAUUUAUGAGAAGGUUGUGGCAAUUGUAUUAACUUGUAAAAUACAAUAUGUAUAUUUUUUUCUUUUGUUAUUUUUGCUUGAUUCAAUGUUGGUUUGAAUGUCAUUUGGAUGGACCGAGAUGGAACUGAACCCACCAAAGAUUUGUGAACGUUGUGGUCAGGUAGUUUUGAGUUUUGUGCAGUGACCGGUGACUAUGCACAAACACUUUCAUUUCAUAUUUGCUCUCUUUUUUUCUGCAGUCAUUGUCUGUUGUUUCACUGUAUAAAAUGUCAUCCUUUCUUCAGCUUUCAUGAAGCUAUAUGACGUUUAGCCAGAUUUGUAGCUUGGAGAGGCUUAAAUGCUAGGAGAGGCUAGGGAUGUUUGGAAUGUUUCAAUAUGAAAGAAAAUAAAUGUGUCCAUAUGGCAAUAUUCUCGUCUGUGAGAGAUUUAUUGACAGGUGAAUGAUGUGAGGAUUUAUUUCCAUUCUGGAUGUACAAAAAAUAUAUGACAACUAUCUGUUUUCUGACAUAUGUAUAUGUCUAAUAUGUUGUUCAAUAUAACAGAUUAGCAAUAUUGUGAUUAUUUACAAGUGAUACCCAUUUUAAUUUCCAUGCCUUCAUGAAAUAUUGUCAACUUUCCAGUAUGACAAGUUCACAAGACUUCUUGAGAUCUAGUGAAAUUCAGAUGUUACAGCUAUGUCAGUCCAUACAGAGCAACUAGAAUGCUGUUACUCAGUGGAUAAUCUGUCCACCCACUGUACCUCAUGCAUUUGCAGAGGACUCUUGAAUUAUCACAUUAAAGAACCACAUUAAAAUGAGACAUGGAUGUGAGAGCGGAAUGUCACAUCCUCCUCUUCGGUUAAUGGAGGAGAUUUGUGAUAACAUUGCCAUGAGAUCACUUUCUUAUCUCUAUCAAAUCAAUUCAUACAUGUAUAAAUACGUAUUGCAGUCCUAUUUAUCAUUAAGACUUAAGUUUAUUUGGCUAGAUUGCACUGACACAUAGACACCAAAAAUAAAUGCAAAUCCAUGUAAUAAAAAAAUAUCUAUCUAUCUAUCUAUCUAUCU
Messenger RNA from Synchiropus splendidus (mandarinfish), 5122 nucleotides. It is a transcript of the gene kcnb2a, whose product is annotated as potassium voltage-gated channel subfamily B member 2a. The coding region runs from base 284 to 2854 and encodes 856 amino acids. Lineage: Eukaryota; Metazoa; Chordata; Actinopteri; Syngnathiformes; Callionymidae. The transcript is spliced from 3 exons. The record is from RefSeq and is a predicted model, not a curated record. Gene Ontology annotation, molecular function: delayed rectifier potassium channel activity; protein binding. Gene Ontology annotation, cellular component: membrane; voltage-gated potassium channel complex. Gene Ontology annotation, biological process: potassium ion transmembrane transport; protein homooligomerization.